AUGCCGCCCGACAUGCAGUACACUGGAGGCAGUUCUAUCAUUGCCCGCACAGUGCGGCGAACCCCUCCAGGUGCCUUCGAUCCAACCAUCAAAAACUUGCAAUGGGGAGACUUGACACGAGGCUUGUUUGAGGCAAACGAUCGUGGCGCAGACUAUCCCUUCCUUGCCGACGGUGAUACGAAUCUUACAGAAGGGUCUGGCUUCAAUAUAUGUGUCAUUAAAGAUGGCGCUCUCUACACAGCUGACCGUGGUGUUCUGGGAGGCGUGACGCGGAAGAGUGUUUUCGACGUUGCGCGCGCCAGAGGAAUCGAAAUUCACCUUGAGGUCGUGCCGCUCAACCUCGCGUACCAUUCAGACGAGAUAUUUAUGUGCACCACGGCUGGUGGUAUCAUGCCGAUCACUCGUCUCGAUGGCAAACCGGUCAAGGAUGGCCAGAUUGGCCCUAUCACCAAAACGAUCUGGGAUGACUAUUGGGCCAUGCAUUAUGAUCCAAAGUACAGCUUCGAGGUCGACUAUUAA
Messenger RNA from Penicillium salamii, 519 nucleotides. The record is from the annotation of a GenBank genome assembly. Lineage: Eukaryota; Fungi; Ascomycota; Eurotiomycetes; Eurotiales; Aspergillaceae.